Molecule: messenger RNA, 1070 nt
Organism: Pogona vitticeps (central bearded dragon)
Lineage: Eukaryota; Metazoa; Chordata; Lepidosauria; Squamata; Agamidae
Gene: NCS1
Product: neuronal calcium sensor 1
Molecular function (GO): calcium ion binding; calcium sensitive guanylate cyclase activator activity
Source: RefSeq, a predicted model, not a curated record
GCCCCCCUCCACCGCACUGCUACGGCAAAACCACCCGAAAUCUCCAAUUUGGAUCUGAAACCAAGCUUUUUCCUCUCCUUCCUUCUCUCUUCUCCCCCCCUUCCCUCCGUUGCCGCCCACUCCGCGCUGUGUAUGUGACUCUCCGUGGAGCAGAGAGAGAGGCUCAACCCCCCAAAAAAAAUUUAUGCCCUGCUAAAUCGGGGAGGACGCGUCGUCGCCGGGGCCGCCAUGGGUAAAUCGAACAGCAAGUUGAAGCCUGAAGUUGUGGAGGAGCUGACUCGAAAGACGUACUUUACAGAAAAGGAGGUCCAGCAGUGGUACAAAGGCUUUAUCAAGGACUGUCCUAGCGGGCAGCUGGAUGCAGCCGGAUUCCAAAAAAUCUACAAGCAAUUUUUCCCUUUUGGGGAUCCUACCAAGUUCGCCACUUUCGUCUUCAACGUCUUUGAUGAAAACAAGGAUGGAAGGAUUGAGUUUUCCGAGUUUAUCCAGGCCCUCUCCGUCACUUCUCGAGGAACCUUGGAUGAGAAAUUACGGUGGGCCUUCAAACUGUACGAUCUGGACAACGACGGAUACAUCACGAGAAACGAGAUGCUGGACAUUGUAGAUGCUAUUUAUCAGAUGGUGGGCAAUACUGUGGAGCUUCCGGAAGAAGAAAACACACCGGAGAAGAGAGUGGACCGGAUUUUUGCCAUGAUGGAUAAAAAUGCGGACGGCAAGCUAACGCUGCAGGAAUUCCAAGAGGGCUCGAAGGCUGACCCUUCCAUCGUCCAGGCGCUCUCGCUGUACGACGGACUUGUAUAAUUCCCUGGCCCCUCCGCUUUGACACAUCAGAAGGAACCCCCUUCCAGUGCCAUCAGACACCACCGCCCCCCGACAAGAUGCUGAUCUGACGUACGCCCGCCCUCCUUUACUUCCAGCGACAAACCCGGGGGGGGUGCGUGCGCUCGGAAGUUCGACGUCAAACCCAAACACCGUGCGCUUGAUUCCAACUUCUCUCCAUUUGCCAGCUGCUAUGUCGAACAAAGACGACGGGAGAAAAGGGAGUUUGUUUAUCGUAGAAAGAAAAAAAA